Chelonia mydas (Green sea turtle) is the source of this 10228-nucleotide messenger RNA. It is a transcript of the gene CEP104, whose product is annotated as centrosomal protein 104. The record is from RefSeq and is a predicted model, not a curated record. NCBI's taxonomy places the organism in Eukaryota, Metazoa, Chordata, Testudines, Cheloniidae. Bases 893 to 3778 code for a protein of 961 amino acids. Gene Ontology annotation, cellular component: cilium. The transcript has 23 exons.
AGCGGUGGCCCUGGCGAUGGCGCCGGAGUGAAGUAGGUUGAGGGCGAGGGCUGCCGGGAAGGGGGGUCGUUGCCCCGCUCAGGGUCCUGUCAUGCCCGGGGUGAGCGGUAACGGGUGUCCUUGCCCGGCCCCGCCCCCAUAGGCCCUGCGACUCACCGUUCCUAGGGGGACCCCAGACCCGGCCGGCCUGGGCAGGGCCGUCCCGUCCCUCCUCCCCCACAGCACCCUCGGGCCCGGGCCCCCCGGGCGAGCCCCUGGCGCUUCCCUGCCGGCCUCGCGUUGCUGGGCGGGAGGCGCCGCCGCACGCUGCAUUUGUCCGCCCCCGCCGGCGUCUUUGUCGAGUUUUACAAACCCCCCCAGCGCUUGGGGCCUGGCCCCCCGACCCUUCCCCUUUGACCGCCCUGGAGACAGAGCCUGGCUUUCACCGGGGAUGAGCCCCCCCCCCCCUCCGGUUUCUGUGUUCAGCCCCUCUGUGCAGGCGUCUCAGCAAGCUCCCCCCGCCCCCCAAUUGGGCCGGGGAGAGCGGCCCCCCGAGUUUCACACAGGAGGUGUGCAAGCUCCCAGGUGGAGCUCUUCACCACAGCACAGGGUUCGUGUGAGGCUGUGCAAAGGAGAGCCAGGCAGGGCAGGGAGUCAGGAUUUUGUUUACAAACAGAGGCCGGUUUCAGAGUAGCAGCCCUGUUAGUCUGUAUCCGAAAAAGAACAGGAGGAUUUAUGGCACCUUAGAGAUUAACCAAUGUAUUAGAGCAUAAGCUUCCAUGGGCUACAGCCCACUUCAUCGAAUGCAUAGAAUGGAACAUAUAGUAAGAAGAUAUGUAUACAUACAGAGGACAUGAAACAAGGGGUGUUACCAUACACACUAUAAGGAGAGUGAUCAGCUCAACUGUGCAGAAUGCCACACAAAAUUGGAUUUGUAGUUAUCAGUUCAUCAGGACAUGAAGAUGGCUUCAGUGCAAAAGAACUGAUGGUUCAUGCACCAACAGUCAAUGGAUGGAGAUCACCAAGACUCUGCCAGUAUCCGCAAGAAAUCGUCCUUCAGAUGGUGGAGAGAUGUCGAGUUCGAAAGCUGCAAUUACUCGCUCACCAGUAUAUGAUUUCAAGCAAAAUUGAGUUCUACAUUAGUGAAAAUCUGCCUGAGUACUUUGCACCAUAUCAGUCAGAGAGGUUUCGCAGACUGGGUUAUGUCUCUCUCUCAGACAAUGAGAAGACUGGGUACAAAGCACGGGAGCUGAAGUCAGUCUACGUGGAUGCAGUAGGACAGUAUCUAAAACUCACUUUCCAUAAAAAUUACAUCAAUAGAUACAACUUAUACAGUCAGGUUGCUCUGGUAGCAAUAAAUAUAAUUGGGGAACCUGCAGACUACAGCAAUGACAGCAAUAACCCUUCAAGAGAGAAGCUGAUUGACCAUUACCUUGGGAACAAUCUAGAUGACCUAACCUUAGAUGGAACAUACCUUCGAAAACCUGACUCUAUUUCACCACUGGAUGAUUUGGCUUUUGAUAUGUACCAGGAUCCGGAAGUUGCUCAGAUAAUUCGUAAACUGGAUGAGAAAAAGCAUGAAGCUGUCCGUCAUGAACGUUAUGACUAUGCCAAGAAACUCAAACAAGCUAUUGCUGAUUUGCAAAAGGUUGGGGAACGACUCGGGCGGUAUGAGGUAGAAAAGCGCUGUGCUGUAGAGAAGGAAGAUUAUGAUCUUGCUAAACAGAAGAAACAGCAGAUGGAAGAGUACCGCCUGAAGGUGUAUCAGCAACUGGAGCUGCACAACCUUCUGGAUCCAGAGCUGAUGAUCCGAAGACCUCCUGAAUUUCCCCUUGAGCCUAUGGUUUAUUCAGUUAGCCCUCGGCAAAAGAAACCCAUGCAGUCACCCCAGCAUGAAAAAACAGAAGCACAGAAGACUGAGCCUUUGCCACAAGAAAAGCCACCCGAGACAACUUCUCCUGAGCCCAUUGUCCCUGACCACUCCACUUCUCCUGUAGCCCAGCCACCAGCCUCUGUAGAGAGUUUUCCAAAGAUAAAUGUUGAAUUUUUGCCUUACGAUGAGAGACCUCUUCCAGCUAUUCGUAAGCAGCAUGAGGAUGGAUUUGCCUACCUUGAGCCAGAGAUGAAUGAAGAAGAUAUCAGUGAUACUCCAAGAAGUGGCAUCACUGGGGAACCAGAACCAUUAACUGAGAAAGCGCUGAGGGAGGCCAGCCCUGCCACUGAAGUUUUCGGAGAGGCCUUGGUUGCAGGAGCAUAUUCCAAGACUUGGUCAUAUCGAGAAGAUGCAUUGCUUGCUAUAUAUAAAAAGCUGAUGGAAAUCUCUGCCAGCACAUCUAAGGAUGAUUUAAAGAAUAUGCUUAGAGCUGCUGUCUUUCUUAUAAGAAGAGCCAUAAAAGACAUAGUGUCUUCGGUUUUCCAAGCUUCCCUGAAACUUUUGAAAAUGAUCAUCACUCAGUAUAUACCAAAGCAUAAACUAGGUAAACUGGAAACAGCUCAUUGUGUGGAAAGAACGCUUCCAAAUCUGCUUUCUAGAACAGGAGACUCCUCAACCCGUCUUCGUAUUGUGGCUGCCAACUUUAUUCAGGAAAUGGCACUAUGUAAUGAAGUUAAACCUCUUCAAAUCAUUCCGGUUCAUCUGGUCCAGCCAUUGAAACCGAAUUCCCCUACUCAUCUGGCAAUGAGUCAGGUGGACUUGGUGGAACGCCUGUUGAAAGACCUGGGAACAGAAAACUCUGGGUUUACCAUUGACAACGUCAUGAGGUUUGCGACAGGGGCGUUGGAGCACAGAGUAUAUGAGGUACGCGAUACAGCAUUACGGAUUAUCUUCGACAUGUACAGGCAGCACCAGGCCAUUAUACUGGAUUAUCUUCCUCCAGAUGAUGCCAACACACGCAAGAAUGUUCUCUAUAAAACACUCUUUGAUGGAUUUACUAAAAUAGAUGGUAGACUUACUGAGGCUGAGCUUAGGGCACAGAAAAAAGCAGCCACAGAAGAAGCAGAAAAACAGAAGAAAGAGGAGAUUAAGGUCCUGCAAGGGCAGCUAGCAGCACUGAAGGAGAUCCAGGCAGAAGUUCAGGCUGGAAAGGAGAAAGAAAAUGAUUAUCAAAAGCUAAAGACUCAAGAUGAGCAGGGAAAGAAAGUCACCCUACCUGCGGCAACAGAGAUUCCAGAUGAUCAUUCCUCGGUUGCAAAUUAUUUAGAUAAUUAUAGCUACACUACAACUUUACAGAAGUCUCUGCCUGAGCCCAAUCAGAGCCUAUGCAUUUUUUGUGGUGAAAGGGAUGAAUCCUUCACAGAGGAAGGUUUGGAUCUCCAUUACUGGAAACAUUGCCCUAUGUUGACAAGAUGUGAGCACUGCAAACAGGUGGUGGAGAUAGCAAGCCUGACAGAGCACUUGCUGACUGAGUGUGAUAAAAAAGAUGGCUUUGGGAAAUGUCAGCGCUGUAGUGAGGCCAUUCCAAAAGAGGAACUGCCCAGACAUGUGAAGGGCAAGACUUGCAAUCCUGCAAAACCAGAAAAGGUGGCAAACCGCUGUCCAUUGUGCCACGAAAACUUCGCCCCAGGAGAGGAGGCCUGGAAAUCUCACCUAAUGGGCAAAGAUGGCUGUAAAAUGAAUCUGCGGACGGUGCCUACGCUAAAUAAAACUCUGCUGAUGCAGCCUGGAAAAGCAGCAGGAUUAACCAUAACCAAAUCAGGUCCUACAGCACCAAAGUUUCGAUCCCCCUCUGUAGGAAGCAAGAUCCCUGCCCCAAAAGGGGGCCUGAAUAAAAGCACUGGCAGAACAUAUGCAAAGCGAUGACAUGAGAAGUACUUGUUUCCUUUGUCUCCAUAACUGAGCAAGUUUUAUGUAAUGCACAACACUUCCAAGAUUUGUUUGCAAGUGAUAGGAGCCCCACGUCAUCUAUUUCACCUGAACUACACGCUGCUGUUUAUCAACCACAAAUAGUGUUUGACUGCUUCAUUUACCCAAUAGUUAAAGCUUAUGUAUUGGUUCUCUCUGUGUAGUGUUGUGUAUAAUUAUCCCAAGAAUCUGCAUCUCACUGUUAGUGAUCUGCAGUCUUUUAGGGACAAAGCCUCUGGCCUGCUGCACUCCUUUUGCACUUCCCCAGUAGCACGGAGGGAGCAGAAAGCAGCUGAACCUUCCCUGGUGAGGAUUCUCUCAACAUGGGGGAGUAUAGAUCCAGCAUAGCCAGAUCCUGAGCUACCCACUGCAGCAGCAACCAAUGUAGAGAUCCUGGCCAAAAUAUAGCAUGCUUCAGCUGUCCCUGGUCAGUGUAUGAUCCCAUGGGACGAGGGUGGUAGCCAGUGUAAACAAGAGCAUCCUUGAUGCUAGGACAAGUAAGGAACUGGCCCCAGGGUCAGGAAGCCACAACUCUCUCUCUUUUGGCCCUUCCUCGGGGCAUAGCUGAGACUCUGAGUCCAACUAAAUCAGGUUUUCAGAACAAAGCUUUGAGGUAUCUGUUCCUUUGAACCAAAGCUAAUGUUCACUGACAAAUAUUCCCAAAAUGUUUAGAGAAUGCAAUCAUUGUAUGAUGUGACUUUAUCACUUUAAUGAAGUCACUAUAAAAUUUGUUGGUAAUUGUUCUCUGUCAAAACUUGCUUGGGUGUGUGACACAGUAAAAUGAAUAGUGUCACUACAUACCUGAUUGAGGGGGGGAAGUGCUAGUUGUACAGAAAUAGAACUACAAUAAGACUAUAGUAUCAUUUACCUACAGUAUGGGUCGACUAGGUGUAUUUCUGCACCAGUCCAGCAAAUCAAAACCAAUCUACAGAGAAAUUAUCAUAUUUAGGCUUUGAAACACAUCACUGAAUAUUAGAAACACAAUAGCUGUAUUGCGAUCACAGUAGCUUUGCUGUCAUUAAGUUUGUGUCAUAGGAGUCCCACAACCCAACUGUUCUAACAUACAGCUAACAAAAAUUAAAGUAGAAAGUAAGUCUUGAGCAGCUAAAAAUAUUCCUUUAUGAGACACUUUGAAAUUCUCUAGCUGGCCAAUGUUCCGUAGUCACAGAAUGAUGUGGGUAAACAGUAUGCUCUUUCUAGAAAAACUUUAACUGUUCUUACAUUCCUUUGGGUUGGCUGUCUUACCUCCAGAUCCAAGUUUGAUAUGAUCAGUAUAAUGAAUAUUUCAGGUAGCAGCUUGUAUAUUAUAACUAUGUAUACUUAGAAAAAUAUGCCUGUCUAUACAGAGUACCUGUUAGACAUUUAUAGCAAGGGCUUAAGCAUAAAUUAUUCUGUCAGUUAAAGUCACAUUUAAAAAAGCAGAUUGUACUUCCAAAACAAUUAUUUCAUAAAUAUGAUUAGAUGGACUCUUGUGAACAGAUACACACCUGGAGCAGUGAACUUGUGAAAUAUCAGUUUCCCUAAAAUAAAACUCUACCAGAGCUGUUUAAUUCAGAAAUAACAUUGGAGAGUCACCAGCGCAGGCCAGGAACAUAUUUUGAAUCCUGCAAGACCCAACCUGUAGUUUCUCUCUACCCAUAAGGUGCCCAGUUUAUAAGCAGGACAAGAAACUGAAAAGUUUUUGUCAACUGCCUUGUUCUCUAUUAUCCACCCUAACAUCUUGUAAAGCAAAAUAUCAUCCCAUUCUCUGGAGACUGUAAUUCUCCAUUAUGCCACAUACUAACAUGAUUUGAUAGUAAUUCAGCAACAACCCUUGACUGUGGGUACCAUCUAUAUGUCUACAGCAAUCCCAUCUGUUCAGGGGUUUCUAAUCAUUCUGGGAGGCAGGUUGUUGGCUGAGGGGAAAAUUUUUGUUUUAGCAAAAGUGGAUGAAAUAAUUUUGGUCAUUUAACUUACAGAACUGUAAAAAGCUAGUCAUUUCUUCUGUACGCUUAAGCUCAAAACUGCCAUGUUUCUAAACUGAGAUUGUAUAUAGUAUUUUUCUAUAACAAUGAUUUAUUCUUCAUUUAGGACCAAAUUCAACUCCCAGUGAAGUUUAGUGGAAAGAUUCUGAUUGACUUCAGUGAGUUUUGGAUCAGCCCUUAUAACAAUACAUGUCUGUGAGUAAAAGCUACCAGGAAGUGUAGCUUUGAAAAAUGGUUUCUCUCGAAGGAGAGAAGUUACUGUUCAAAGGCUUUUACUACACUUUUCAGUGGGUUUUACGACAUGCAUUUGCUGUGCACAGUUAGUGCAGUACAUAUUCCAAAAUGUGUUUCUCCAAUAGACAAUAAAAGUUCCCAAUAAAUUUUAAUUUUUUUUUUACAGUCACCAAAGUGCUAGAAAAGUUGCUGUUUAAAUGGCCUCUUUGACAACCACAUAGUCUCCAUCGAUGAUUUCCCCACCCUAUUUGCUCAGACACCGUAAUGCUUUCUGAACUGCAAACAAGAGACUAGCCUAUUCAUCAAAAUGCAUGGUGAAAUCCUGGCCCUGUUGAAUUCGAUAGAAGUCUUGCUAUUGACUUCAGUGGGGCUGGAAUUUCACCUGCAGUCUAACUUACUCUACAGCUAUGUGUUUGUGAGCAGCUGUUUGAAGUGUUACCCCAGUCUAUCUAUUAUUUAACUUUUUAAUAUAACAUGCUGCACUUCUACAUCACUUUCCACCCCCAGAGCUGAAUAAGAUUGUUGCUCCAUUGCCUAGUAGUCUGUGGGGAUGGCAAAAGUUUCCUUUAGAUAGAAUUGUUUGAUUUCAUAAGAGUGGGCUAAUAGAAACCUGCUACCAAUAAAGGCUAUAGAGUGGGAGGGGGAAAUGUCUGUUGCAGGAGAAAAUACUUCUUGAUUAGAAGGGAACAGUUUGCAUAACCACAGGAAUUUGCAGCUCAUUAAAUUGUUAAUAACAACACUAGUGUAAAUGCAUAGUAAAAUGUUUAACUGUAUGCCCUCCCUUAUGUGUGUGGACAAGCACCUUCCUUAGGUGUUAGCAGGAGCACUGACCGUAUGAGAAGGAAAAUGUGGUAUACCUCGUAGGUUCUGUCUCUCUCUCUAGGAAAUUUGUGAUCAUAAUUUGCCACCCGUGUAGCUCCACUGCUGGGAGCAAUAGGGGAGGGGUAUAGUCUUGAUUUCCCCUCUGCAGCUCAGCCCCCCAAAAUGAUCCUUGGAGACGCGAACAAAAGCCAUGUAUGCUGAGAGGAAAGACCCGGUACCUUUAGUGAAAUUUGGCCUUCCCUUCUGUUUAAUCAUAAGUCUAGACUUUUCAAGGAGGAGUGCUGCCCAAAUCCUAGUUAAUGCCAAGACUCAGCUCCAAAUAGAAUCCCAGAGGUUGGUUGAAUAUUGCCUUAAAAAUGGGGAAGGGUUUUAGGAACUGUAAUUACUAAAAAGUAAAAAUCCAUUUUAAAAAAAAUAUAUUUUAAAGCUUUAGCUCUAGUGACCUUCUCCCCUGGCUAUUUUCAGUGCCCUAAUUUCAUAGUAACAGUUUCUCUCAUUAGCUUUUUAGUAAAAUAAACAUUCAUAAAUCGACAUUCCACUGUGCAGUUUUGCUUUAAACAGAACACUGAGUUCUGAGGUGUAGUGUGUUAAAAUUCAUGUACACCCUGGAACAGCACUUAAAACAUCUUUUAUUCAUUGUAAAUUUCAGGAUAUUUCCUUCCAAGAUAAAAUUAAUUGUUCUGCACCACUGUCCACAGCAGGAUCCAGAAAUAUGGGAUUAUAGUAAUCUGAAAGCAAUAUUUUUUCUUUUGCCACAUUGAUACGAAUUUGCUGUAUUUAUUGUAUUUUGUAUAUACUAUAUUUGUAGUGUACAGUUUUUAAUAGAGCUUGUUUGUGUGCUCCGUACAUGUCUAUGAAUUUUAUAAGCACAUUGCAGCACUUGCAUUUGAAAUGCUGUUGUAUGUAACCUUUAAACACUCCUUCACAUAUUUGUUAGAAAUUAAACGGUCUCUCCAUUUUAGAACCUGAUCCUGGAGUCCAUUAUGCAGGCAAAAGUCCUGUUGACUUUGCUCAGAGUUUAGCCUGUGUAGUGACUGCAGGAUCAACUGAUAAGAUCCCAGAGUACAGCUUACCUUUGAAUGGUCCAAACCUGUAAUCUUUUAUACCUGGAAUUCAAUGGACCUACUCCUGUCUGGAAAGGUUCUCAUGCGUGUAAAUGUUUGCUGGAUUGGGCCCUCCUGGGGUGCACUGCAUUGGUAAAUGUGACCCUUCUCAGAGUGUGGUGUCUUAUGAAUCAGGUGAUUAACAGUUAAAACAAAGGCAUUUAGUUAAAUCCUUCACAUAACUGAAGCAGCAAAUAUGCUCGCUGUCUCUUAAUUUGAGUAGGGGGCCGCCCAGAAAACAGGGCCGGGGGUAGACUUUUAUAACUACGUCGUCUAUAGGUUAAGCCCCAGGAAUUGGAAUAAAGGCCAUAUUCUAUUCAUAUUCUACUGUUACUCACCAUUUUGAAUAGCUGAUAAAUUUGGGGCUGAACCUGGCAUUGUUUUCAGGAAUUCAGUAUUGCUUCUUUCUGACAUCUCCAAUCCUUUCCUUGGCUCGGACUCGCUCAUCUCAAAGGUGUUUGAAAGUUGUGAUGCUUAGGUCACUUGUCUAAAAUGUGCAUCUUCCCAUUUCAUGUGUCAGCACCUCACAGCAGGUGUAUGAACUGCUUUCCUACUAUCUUAAGCUACUUUCUAAUGUUUAACUAGGCUCCUCGUCUGUGCAAUAACUGCACAGGUUCCUUAAGUUCUACUAGUCAGUGCAAAAUGCUUUUGGAUUUAUACUUGCUAAUACAAAGACCCAAGGCAAACUUCAGCACUUUUGAACAUUAUUGGGACUGGGGACAUUGCUUACUGGAUUUGAAUUCCAUAAAUAAAAUACAGAAAGGUUCAGAGAGACGCAACAAAUAUGAUCCAGGGUAUGGAACGGCUUCCCUACACAGAGGGACAUAAGUGCUGCUCAGCUUAGAAAAGAGGUCACUAAGGGAGGCGGGAUAGAAUAGAGGUCUACAAAAUCAUGAGUGGUGUGGAAAAAGUGAAUAGAGAAGUGUUAUUUACUCUUUCACACAAUACAAAAAUCAGGGGUCACCUGAUGAAAUUAACAGGCAGCAGAUUUAAUACAAAUAAGAGGAAGUACUUCUUCACGCAAAGCACAACUAGCCUGUGAAACUGAUUGCCAUGGAAUGUUGUGAUGGCCAAAAAUAAACUCCGUUAAAAAAAGAACUAGGUAAGUUCAUGGAGAAUAGAUGGACCAAUGGCUAUUAGCCAAGAUAGUCAGGAAUGCAACCACAUGGUUGGGCAACUCUAAAUCUCUGACUGCCAGAAGCCAGGAGGGGAAGACCAGUGGAUCGCUCCCCCUGAAGCUCCGGUACCGGCCACUGUCAAAGACAGGAUACUGGGCUAGAUGGACCAUUGGUCUGACCUAGUAACGCCAUUCUUACAUUAUUUUGAUAGCUUUUUUUUAGUGUUGCACAUGUGUUUCAUGUUAUGUAAAGGAGAAUGGUACUCAUUUUUCUGCAGGCUAGCACCAUGAAAUUCUAAAAUGCAAGCAGCUCCUCUCUCCAUGAAUAAACUCAGGAUUACAUAUUGUAAAUAACGUUAUUUCUUUUCUAACAUUCCAGGCUUCUGGGAUGAGCAGAAUGGAUCCAUAUUUCUGUUGGCUGCAUAUGCCCUAGUAAACAUCAUAGCUGUAACUCACUCCUGGUGCUGCACUAAUUCUGUUCUGUGCAGGUCUAUGCACCUCAGGGCUUAAAGCACGGGCAGGUUAUCACUGUUCCAUUCGUACCAUUGCUAGCACUAGAGGAGCCGCACCUUGCUGAUGUCCUUCAGCUUUUGAGCAAAGUUAGAUGAGACAGUAGCAAAAAUAGCUGAGCCCUACACUACAGCUUCAACAUCUGCUGCCUUCCAGCAGUUCCACCGCUGUUGAGUUAUGGCUACAUAGUUUGCUAGUGUCGAUCAUACCCAAAGGGAUGUUGUGUUAACACUUUUUAAAGCUUUUAAAUGUUUUUGUGUAUUUGUGUGUUUUUUAAUUUUCCGUGGAAACUUUGUUUAUAUGUAAACUUUCCCCUUCAGGGUUGUGAUCCAAACACAACUUUGUGAACGUGACAAGGCAGGCCAGUUCUGUUUUCAUUGUCUCCAGUGACUGAUGUGCAAAAAGUAAACACAGCAUAAAUGGUGAAAAAUAAAUGCAGGUUUAAAAUUCUGUUUGUCGUAGUAAAUAUAGUAGGGUAAUACCUAAGGUUUUAGUAACAUAGGAACAAACUUUUUCUGAUCUUUUUUCCACAUUGUCUCAACUAUUUUACAAAACCGUACUAUGGAUUGGAAAGCGUGUAUUCACAGGAGGAAAUGAGGAUGCAGCCUGUUGUCACGCAGCAUUUAAAAUAACAAUAAAAAUAUGUACCCCAUGGCAA